This is a messenger RNA of Solanum pennellii, 820 nucleotides long. RefSeq lists its product as uncharacterized. The transcript has 2 exons. The record is from RefSeq and is a predicted model, not a curated record. Bases 47 to 565 code for a protein of 172 amino acids. NCBI's taxonomy places the organism in Eukaryota, Viridiplantae, Streptophyta, Magnoliopsida, Solanales, Solanaceae.
GCAUCCAUACCUAGUACCUACAAUCCUCGAGAAGAAACAAAAUUGUAUGGCAACAUUAAAGCCAUAUAUGGACGAAAUGAAGGACACAAUUAUUGAUGCGUUAAAGGCCAGUUUGAAAGGUGUCACUGUCCUCACUUCUGUAGUAGAUCAUGUGGAGGAUGAUCAUUCAAACGAAUACGUUCCUAAUCAACCUGGGGAGAAUUCUAUACCAAGUACUGCUAAAGAAGGAAGCCUGGUAGAUGAUGACAACUUUUCAUCACCAACAGUGGAUGAGAACAUCCUUCCAUUAACUGUAGUGGAUGAUGAUCUUGCUGAAGUUGAUGCAUACUUUGCUAAAGAAGUUGAUGAAGAGGUGACGAAAGAGGAAGAGAAACAACAAGAGGAGAUGAAAGAAGUAGAGAAACAACAAAAGGAGACAGUGGAAGAGAACAAUGAAGAUAAACAAGAGGAGAAACUACACGAAAUGAAGCAAAUGGAGAAGAAGAGAAAGAACAACAACAGGAUAAGACAACAGAGAAUGAAGAAGAGGAAAAGCUUGAAGAAGAAGGGUUGGCCACAGAAGUGAAAAUAGACGUGAUGGGUAUUGUGAUGGAGAUUACUACUCAGGUUGGUAGUGAUUAAGGUCAGUUGUGAUUUUUGGGAUGGUUAUUCCCUGGUAUUUUAAGGCAAUUUGUGUAGUUAUUCGUUUUUUAAGUCAAUUGAUUCUUGUGAUAGUUGAGGUGGGUUUUGUGAUAGUUGGGUUUUUCCCUGAUUUAAAGACAUGUCUUUUUGACAAUGUUAAAGUGGUCUGUUGUUUUUGAAGACAAAAAUGUACAUCUGG